AUAUUAUAGUGUGGCAGGCUGCAGGCGCUUUUAAUCUGAAGACAAAGACACAUAUGAACAUAUGAAUAUGAGAGAGAGAGAGAGAGAGAGAGAGAGAGAGAACAUGGGGUGUUGUGGGAGGGCCCUCAAGGGAGGAAGGGAGAGACAAAGGAGAGAGAAAGGGGAGGGAGGUGGGGGCCACCACACCGCCCAUGCGCACGCUGUCUUACCAGAACCAAACCCAUCAUCGAUCCGAUACCUUAGACCUAACCCUAACCCAACAACGCCACACCCAAAAAGCCAAUACUAAAAAAGAGACCCACAACACCCCUCCUCCUUCCUCCUUCAUUCUCUCAUUCAUUCAUAUCCCCCUCCCUCCUACCCAAUCCCAAGCUCCACCCCUUCUCUCUCUCUCUCUCUCUCUCUCUCUUUCUCUCUCUCUUUUUACUAGAUUCAUUUCUAAUUCGCCCAAACUUUCAACCAAAACCAACAACUUUUAAUCUCACUUUUCAUUUUCAUGGUUCACACACUAGGACAAUUAUUACUUCUCCACAACUUAAUUAUUCUUCGAGGUUGAUGAGGUUGGGAUAUUGGGAGAACGAUGGUCGAUUCAGCUGAAAAUUUGGUGGGUUUGCUAACAAAGAAGCCUUUACCCCUUUUUCUGUUCCCCUUUUUCUUAGGUGAAAUUAGCAGCUUUUGAUUCAUCACAGUACCCCCCUCAAAAAAAAAAAAAAAAAAAAAAAAAAAGAAGAAAAACCAACGAAGAAAAAUAAGGCCCAGAAGCAGCAUAAGCAUACCUGAAGAGAGUACUCUUUCUUUUCCUCUCCUUAGCUCUUUCAAUUAGCUUAGAUUUUUUAGCUAUUAAUCGGGGUUCGAGGUCUGAGGAAGACAAAAAGACAUGGAUCCAGUUGCUGCUGCACACGGGCGUCCACUUCCACCUCCAUUUCUUUCAAGAGAUCUCCAUCUCCACCCUCACAAUCCAUUCCAACACCAUCCACAACAACAGCAGCAGCAAAAUUCCGAAGACGAACAGAACAGCGGCUUAAACCGUGGCCAAAAACGCGAUCGUGACGAAAACACCUCGGCCACCACCACAACCACCAACACCAUUGAAGGAGGCAAAGAAUUCGGGGGAGAAACAGAGUUCAAUAGAAGGCCGCGAGGAAGACCCGCAGGUUCCAAGAACAAACCCAAACCACCCAUCAUCAUCACACGCGACAGUGCGAACGCUCUCCGAUCCCACGUGAUGGAAAUCGCCAACACCUGCGAUAUCAUGGAGUGCGUCUCCAACUUCGCCAGGCGUCGUCAGAGAGGGGUUUGCAUUCUAAGUGGAACCGGAACCGUCACCAAUGUCACUCUUAGACAACCAGCCUCUCCCGGGGCCGUGGUCACUUUACAUGGCAGAUUCGAAAUUCUCUCUCUUUCGGGUUCUUUUCUACCUCCUCCGGCUCCACCUGCAGCAUCGGGAUUGACCAUAUACUUGGCCGGUGGACAAGGCCAGGUGGUCGGUGGAAGCGUGGUGGGCCCGCUUCUGGCAUCGGGUCCGGUGGUGAUUAUGGCUGCAUCUUUUGGUAAUGCAGCAUAUGAAAGGCUUCCUCUUGAAGAAGACGAUGCUCAGGUUCCGGUGCCGGGGAGCGGAGGUCUUGGAUCUCCUGGAAUCUGUGGAGGACAACAACAGCAGCAGCAGCAGCAGCAGCAGCAACAACAGCCUCAGCAGCAGCCGCAGCAGCAGCAACAGCUGAUGCAAGAUCCUAAUCCAUAUGGGAUGCAACAGAAUCUGUUGAGUCAAUUGCCAGCUGAGGCCGCCUAUUGGGGCACAGCUCGACCUCCUUAUUGAUGGAGAAGAAAAAAAAAUUUAAAGACUGUGUUUUCAGUUUUUUUUUUUUUUUUUUUUCUUCCUUUGUUUGUCAGCUUUCAUUCUUCUUCUUCAUUUCUUCUCUUUUUUUUUUUUUUUAUUACAAAGUUUUUUUUUUUAGUUAUGUUUAAUUAAUUGGAGAUGUUAAUCACGGUAUUCAACCAUCUUUUGAAGAAGAAUGUGUACAAAAUUAUGAGUUUUU
Ziziphus jujuba (common jujube) is the source of this 2036-nucleotide messenger RNA. RefSeq names its product AT-hook motif nuclear-localized protein 22. Gene Ontology annotation, cellular component: nucleus. Gene Ontology annotation, biological process: vegetative to reproductive phase transition of meristem. Lineage: Eukaryota; Viridiplantae; Streptophyta; Magnoliopsida; Rosales; Rhamnaceae. The transcript has a single exon. Gene Ontology annotation, molecular function: DNA-binding transcription factor activity; minor groove of adenine-thymine-rich DNA binding. The record is from RefSeq and is a predicted model, not a curated record. The coding region runs from base 878 to 1816 and encodes 312 amino acids.